Staurois parvus is the source of this 493-nucleotide messenger RNA. Lineage: Eukaryota; Metazoa; Chordata; Amphibia; Anura; Ranidae. The record is from the annotation of a GenBank genome assembly.
UGGUCGGGGUCACAGGCCAGGUUCAGCAGGUAGCAAGCAGCGUAGUACAGAGGGUCAGGCAGAGGGAUGGUCAGGGUCACAAGCCAGGGAUCAGAACAGGGAUGGUCAGGAGCGAGCCGGGAUCAGAGCAGGAGAAGUCAGCAGCGGUUCAGAAACAAGAUGCAGGACAGAAACAGGAUACAGGGCCCAGGACAAACACAACACCAAGGCAGAGUCUGCAAGUCUGGCCAUCCCUUAAAUACACCAGUAUCAUCAGUUCCAGGUGUUAGCUGGCUGAAAGGUUGAGUCUCUGAUUGCUGGGAGCACCCGCUGGCCAGCCCUGGUACUGCAGAUCAAAAGGCAGGUGAGUCCCACCAUUGCUGGCCAGUCCAUUCCUGACAAUCUCCAUGUAUAAUACAUAAGGGGGAUAUGAUCUCCAUGUAUAAUACAUAAGGGGGGAUAUGAUCUCCAUGUAUAAUGCAUAAGGGGGGAUAUGAACACCAUGUAUAAUACA